AUGGCCCUUAGUGCUAUUGGGAAUCUUCUUCUUGUCUCAGUCAUAGUAACAAAGAAGCGCUUCCACAACGUCACAAACAUCUAUAACCUUAAUCUUUCAGCAAGCGACUUACUCAAAGUUCUUGUGUAUGUCCCAGUGUACUUGGUUUACGCCUCAAAAAUGACUUGGCCUUUAGGAGGCCAGGUAACGAUACGCCAGUCCAUCAUCCACAUUAUCAUCAUCUGGUGCGCCUGCACUGUGCUCAGCGGUGUCAGCGUACUUUUCAUCUUCCUCAUCCCAGGACCCAACGGCAGUGACCUGUGCAUUUUCCAGGCCAAAGAGGAACUGGCACUAGCGAUCCUCGCUCUUAUGUUGCUGCUCUCGCAGUUUAUACCAAUGGUCUUCUUCGUUAUCUCCUACUGCCUCGUUAUCAAGAAGUUAAGGCAGGAUUCGUCGGUUGAACCACGUGAUCGCUCCAUCGCCACGCGCAACCGCGCCAGACGUAACAGACGCGCAGUUCGUAUCUUGGUUGUCGAAGUCUGGGCCUAUGUUAUUUGUGUGAUGCCGUUCCUGAUUAUGAACAUAACAGAAGUAGCGAGAAAUAAGGUGUUUCUUGGGCCCUUCACUACUCAGAGUUUAGUGAUGUAUUGUGCGUUGGUCCUACACACCACUAUAAACCCUUCAGUGCACUUUGUCCUGAACCUUGAGUUCAGACAGGAACUGAGAGACAUGUGCUUGACCGGAUGGCGUGCGCUAAGGCGCAUGAAGAAAACUGUUGUGCCGAUGCCACUUUCUUCAAGCAGUCAACCGCGAAUCCUGCCUCGAUUGACUGCACGUAUGGACCAGGGCCCGCGUAAAAACCGAGACAAGCAAAAACAGAAUGGAGAUGUAGACGAACUGACAGCUGAUGUGUUCGAAGAAGCGAUGGCAGAGAUACAACUUUUUCAGGGUGGGAAAGGUUCAGCAUGGGAAAAGAGUGAAUCCAGGUUAGAAGCUGAACAACGCGAACGAAGCUCAAACGCAUUAUGGGAGUGA
Molecule: messenger RNA, 1014 nt
Organism: Nematostella vectensis (starlet sea anemone)
Lineage: Eukaryota; Metazoa; Cnidaria; Anthozoa; Actiniaria; Edwardsiidae
Product: prolactin-releasing peptide receptor
Exons: 2
Coding region: 1-1014 (337 amino acids)
Biological process (GO): G protein-coupled receptor signaling pathway
Cellular component (GO): membrane
Molecular function (GO): G protein-coupled receptor activity
Source: RefSeq, a predicted model, not a curated record